AUGGUGAACUUUGGCUGGUCUAUUGGUAUCACGGUUACCGUCUCAACAUUUGUUGCACAACUUCCUUAUAUUUUCAAUACAGUUCAGUCGGCCUCGUUACGAUGGACAUCCAUCAUUGGGGGCCACAUUGGAUAUGCCUUUGGUUAUUGGUUCAACGGAUUCCGCUAUCAUCAACCAUGGCGUACAGCAAGUGGUUUUGAUAUUGAAUACUUUCAGCCUACGUGGAUUGCACGAGAUGGCGUCCCUGCUAUCUUCUACACUCAGGUGGCUGUUGUCGUUGCCGUUUUAAUUCUUACUAUUACUCCUGUUAUUGUCAUUGGGGUCGGAAAGCCAAGGUCUCUGUUGCCCACGCAGGACCAGUUUGAGAUCUUGGCUCAUGUUAUACGGCCUUUUUGUGACAACCGCCAUUGUAAUUGUCAUUGA
Aspergillus alliaceus is the source of this 423-nucleotide messenger RNA. RefSeq lists its product as uncharacterized. The transcript is spliced from 3 exons. Lineage: Eukaryota; Fungi; Ascomycota; Eurotiomycetes; Eurotiales; Aspergillaceae. The record is from RefSeq and is a predicted model, not a curated record. The coding region runs from base 1 to 423 and encodes 140 amino acids.